GAGCUGCGGGACGCGCCAUGCUGCCCGCUGCCCUCCGCCGAUGGCUCCGCCGACCCAAGCGCUCCGACCCACGCCUGCUCUCCCAGUUCUUCUUUGCCGACGAGAGGGUGGCACGGGUGGUGGCCGAGAUCAACGGGCUGGACGCCGAGCUGGACCCGCAGCAGUACCUGGUGCUCCUCAACCAGCUCCACCUCAGCCAGGCUCACCUGCUGGCCGUCCUGGAGCGCAUCAUGGACGAGUGCAUCCCCACGCAGCGCCACAGCCGGGACUACCUGGUCAAGUUCCCCGAGGAGCUCUUGGUGGACAACCUGGGGAACCACAUGCUGUUUGCUGCCGAGUGUCUCCUGGCUGGGACCUUCCUGGAGAUGGAGGAGUCAGACGGGGCCCAGCUGCGGCCCCAGGCCAGGAAUCUGCUCUGCAGCCUGGAGCUGGUCCGGACAGUGCUGCGGGAGCAGAGCCUGAGCCAGCCCAACUCCUACCCAGAGCCUGUCCGGGCUGUGCUCAUCCAAUUCGACCGGCUCUUUGCAGAGUUUGAGCUGAGCUACGUGUCCUCGCUGGUGGCAGUGAAGUCUCCUGAUGAGAUCUACAGGCAGCAGGAGAUCAUUGUGCUCUUCUGUGAGACCGUGGAGAGAGCCCUGCACCUGGGCUACCUGACCCAGGAGAUGAUUGAUGGCUAUGAGCCACUGCUGAUGUUCACCAUCCCUCGCCUGGCCAUUAUCAGUGGUCUCCUCAUCUACCCCGAGGGACCCCUCAGCCUGGAGCGGAGCCCUGAGGAGAUGUCCCGGGUCUUCAGCCCCUUCUACAACCUCCUGAAGAAGAUCAGGGACCUGUUGCGGGUGCUGUCAGCAGAGGAGCUCUGCGUGCUGGAGAGGAGCCUGUGCACAGCUGAACAGGAGGAGCCCUGCAGUCCAGAAACCCCCCCAGCCUGGGGGGCAGCUGUGCCCAGUGUGGACCCUCCUGCUCCCUUCAGUCUUCUGGAGGUCCCUAAUGCCACCCAACCACUCCCCACCUGCACGACACAAGUGGCACCCCCCAGUGCAGUGGAUGAUCUGGGCACUGACUGGCAGCAGGGGUGUGCAGAGGGCCAAGAUGGCAAAUCCCUGUCCACUGGGACAGGGGUAUCUCACACCAUCCCUGGUGUAAUGGUCACCUCCCCCCUGCGCAGCCCCCAGCCCCUGGGGAGCAGCCCAGGGGUGGGGGUCAGUGCCAGCCCCGGUGCCCGCUGCUCGGAGCUGCGCUCCCGCUACAGCAGCACCAAGGACAUGCUGCACACCCUCUUCGUCUGCAUCUCGGGGGUGGCCGAUCAGCUCCAGACCAACUUUGCCAGUGACAUGCGAAGCAUCUUGAAAACGGUCUUCAAGAUCGUGUGCUCGCAGGCGGAGCCCUCAGAGGAGCAGAGUUACAACAAGGAGAAAGAUGGUGACUCCCGUGUGACAGAUGCUCCUCGUGUGGCUGACUGCCCGCUGUGCUCCAGCCCUGCAGAGGCUGCCAGGCUCCGGAGGGCAGCAGGUGCCCGGCCCCUGCCCGAGUGGGUGCCGGACAGCACAUGCAGCCAGUGCUCUGCCUGCCGCUCGCCCUUCACGCUGCUGCGCCGCCGGCACCACUGCCGCAGCUGUGGGAGGAUCUUCUGUGCCCGCUGCUCACCGAACACCGCCGUGCUGCCCUACUACAGCCAGAGCAAACCCGUCCGUGUCUGCACCCACUGCUACAGCACGCACCUCCCGCCCGCGUCCCGCUGUGCCCGGAGCCAGUGAGAGCCCCUGUGCCCGAUCUGCACCCCGGGAGCCGCACAGCUGGGUGCCCAGGGCCGCUCCGGGGCUGCCGGGCAGCGCCUCGGCCCGUGGCUCUGCUCAGAGCUCGGUGGGCAUGGCGGCAGGACCCCCCCCCCGGCGUUGGGCUCCCCCCGGUGCACAGGGGCAGGACCCCACGCACGGCAGCAGCCCGUGCGGAGUGAUGGUGGGCGCAGGACCGCCUCUCCUGGAGCACCCGGCCUGCCCUGCUUUGGGUGAGCUGCCGUGCACCUGCCCCCCGGCUGGAAAUGUGCUUCUUGGUGGUUUUUUUUCAGGUGAACUUUGGCUGCUGUUGGGCCCGGGGCAGAGUCUCCCCCCGGGGCCUGGCCUGAGAAGGUGCAAACAGCCCUCACAUGACAGCGGGUGCCCCGGGGCCGCCCGUGCCGUGCCGUGC
Molecule: messenger RNA, 2184 nt
Organism: Melospiza melodia melodia
Lineage: Eukaryota; Metazoa; Chordata; Aves; Passeriformes; Passerellidae
Product: lateral signaling target protein 2 homolog
Exons: 12
Coding region: 18-1754 (578 amino acids)
Biological process (GO): negative regulation of epidermal growth factor-activated receptor activity
Cellular component (GO): early endosome membrane
Molecular function (GO): metal ion binding
Source: RefSeq, a predicted model, not a curated record